AUGGCCACUCGCGGACAAGAUCAAGCACGUUCACGAGAGAGUAGAAAUGAGCAAUCGGCUGAUAACCAUGCCGAGUUCAUGGCGGUGAUGGCGAACCUGGCAAGCACAUUGGAAGCGAAUGCUGCUGUGACUCUACAAGCUGUGCGGAGGUUAAUCCAACCGGCCAGAAGCGGAAACGAAAAUGGAGAAGGUGCUGAGGACAGCUUGAGUGGUGUUUUGAGGACUCUAGUUGCUUUUCGGAAAGCUGGUCCACUGGUUUUCAAUGGUUUGACAAACCAUACUGAAGCGGAAAACUGGUUCCAAACUGUGGAGCAUGCAUUGCUAACUCAUCAUGUACCGUAUGACAAGUUUGUGAAAUAUGUGACUUAUCAACUAGUGGGAGGAGCUCAGCAAUGGUGGCAAGGAGAGCGCCGACUGCUACGCCAACAGAACAUGAACAUUACCUGGGCGUUAUUUGGGGAGGCUUUCUACAAGAAGUACUUUCAUGAGUCACUAAGGGAGGCCAGAGAAUUGGAGCUCUUGCAGCUGAAGCAAAGGUUCACGACUAUAGCAGAAUACACCGGAAAGUUUGAGGAACUCUGUAAGUUCUCAAGGAUAAGUCAAGGUACUCCUGAGUCUUACGAGGAAUGGAAAUGCAUCGGAUACGAAGUGGGGUUGAGAGAAGACAUCAAGCGUGUUGUAGCUCCACUGAUGAUAAGGAGAUUUUCUGAAUUGGUGGACACGGCAAGGUUUGUUGAGGAAUAUGCAAGGACGGUAGCCUCAUCAAGGAACACCCAUGGAGGGAAUUCUAGUUGGGAACUCGAUGAUCACCUCGGACCAAGGGGACAGAACUUCAAGAAAGAUGGACAUACUCCCCAGCAACUGCAAGGUCAAGGGAACUUUGGAAGGGGCAACAAAGCUCAGUUCCAUCAGGUGAAAGGAAAUGGUCAUUGCUAUAAUUGUGGAAAACCUGGGCAUAUAUCUAAGUAUUGUCGCCAUGGGAGGAAACGAGAUGAGGGCCAGAAUCAAUAG
This is a messenger RNA of Arachis duranensis, 1011 nucleotides long. RefSeq lists its product as uncharacterized. Gene Ontology annotation, molecular function: nucleic acid binding; zinc ion binding. Lineage: Eukaryota; Viridiplantae; Streptophyta; Magnoliopsida; Fabales; Fabaceae. The transcript has a single exon. The coding region runs from base 1 to 1011 and encodes 336 amino acids. The record is from RefSeq and is a predicted model, not a curated record.